Molecule: messenger RNA, 9828 nt
Organism: Clupea harengus (Atlantic herring)
Lineage: Eukaryota; Metazoa; Chordata; Actinopteri; Clupeiformes; Clupeidae
Gene: nipblb
Product: NIPBL cohesin loading factor b
Exons: 48
Coding region: 838-8913 (2691 amino acids)
Biological process (GO): establishment of protein localization to chromatin; establishment of mitotic sister chromatid cohesion; replication-born double-strand break repair via sister chromatid exchange
Cellular component (GO): Scc2-Scc4 cohesin loading complex
Molecular function (GO): chromatin binding; cohesin loader activity
Source: RefSeq, a predicted model, not a curated record
UACCUUUAAUCUCGAUUGUUGGUUUUGUUUUGUUUUGUGAGUGUCAACUGGCAAGAAUAAGUUGCCACUGCUAACUAGCCUUGUCUCCCAUGCCCUCGCUUAUUACCAUUAGCUACACGUCAUGGUAAUGACCUCACGUUAGAUGGAAUUUUGUAUUUGUUGGAAUCACUGGGUCAUUCCAAAAUAUUUGCAGCUAUUUAGUUGCUUUAGAAGUUGUUGACCCGCAUCCUCUUGACACUCGCUUUUGGUCUCACUUAACAUAGCUAACGUUGAUGGCUAGACAGCCAGCUAUCGUUCGUUGUCAUUUACAGUUAAAAAGGGUAACGUUGGUUUACUUAACCUCAAGAUGCACCAAUGUUAAUUGCUGAUACACUGUGUCAAUACAAGCCGGGUUGUGAUCGAUACCUUUUUUCACUCGUAACGCAGACGUUUCUCAUGCCAGUUGGUGUUGGAGUAUAGCUAGCAAUGCUGCUAACUGGCAGACAUCGGCUAAGCUAACUAGCUAGCGAUACGUGUUUUGCAAGCUACUGGCUUAAUCAGUUCUCAUAUCCUUCAAUUUAGCUGGCAAGCUACCGGUUGUGUUGUGCGGACAUCUACUCCAGCUAGAGAGUUAGCAUGCUAGGUGUAAAGACUGUCGACUGAUCACUUAGCCACAGAAGUCUGUGGGCAGCAAAGGUGAUAAGGAUGAAGGGGUCCGGAAGACAAGUUUGACAGUUUAUUAAAAGCACUCACCCACAGGGACAGGAAGCCAGCGUUUGGGAGAUGUGAAGAGCGGCCAGAGGGAGGCGACGUUAAGCGAUCUGUGCAUCCUCACGACCCCCCCCACCCUUCUUCAGCAUGAAUGGGGAUAUGCCUCAUGUGCCCAUCACCACUCUCGCUGGGAUCGCUAGCCUCACAGACUUGUUGAACCAGCUGCCUCUCCCCUCCCCGCUGCCUGCCACCACCACCAAGAGCCUGUUGUACAAUGGGAGGAUUGCUGAGGAGGUGGGUUGCCUGCUGGCCUGCCGUGACGAGACGCUGGUCUCCCAGCUGGCCCACAGCCUUACACAGGUCUCCACCGAGCACAUAGAGCUGAAGGACAACCUUGGCAGUGAUGACCCGGAGGGAGACGUGCCUGUGCUGCUGCAGACGGUGUUGUCCAGGAACCCCAACAUCUUCAGGGAGAAAAGUAUCAUGCAGCAACAGCAAAUGGUCUCACAGUAUAAGAUGUCCCAAAAUUCCAUGCACGGAAGCCCGGCAUCAACAAACUACCAGCAAACCACUAUUUCACACAGUCCUUCCAGUCGCUUCGUUCCCCCACAGACGGGCACGGGGAGCAGGUUCCUGCCCCAACAGGGGAGCCCAGUGCCCAGCCCCUAUGCCCCCACGAGUCCCGCAGGGUACAUGCAGUACUCGCAUCCCCCCAGCUACUCCCAACACCAACAGAUCCAGCAAGGUACUUUGUCAGUGGCCAGUCCCAUGGUGCCUGGGGGCAUGAGGAACAUACAUGACAGUAAAGUCUCGGGUCAGAUGGCCAGCAACUCAGCCAAUCACAACUCAAGUGAAGAUUACAUGGGCAUGGUGCAUCGACCCAUGGGCAGCGGGGAAAGCGACCCCUCCAUGAGAAACACCUCGUACCCUGUCAGAUCGCCUGUCUGCUCUCCUGCCGGGAGUGAAGGCACCCCAAAAGCUGGGUCACGGCCGCCACUCAUCCUCCAGUCGCCGCCCCCUUACACGUCCCCCCGCGAUGCAGCCGCCGCCGCCGAGAUGCUGCUGGACUCGCCCGAGCACCGCAAGAAGCUGAAGAAGCUGGUGAAAGACGAGGUGGCGGGCGAUCCCAAGAACGCCCCCGCCAUGUACGACAUCGUCAGCCCGCCCUCCAAAGACUCGACCAAGCUCACGCUCAAGCUGUCGCGGGUCAAGUCCGGCGAGUCGGAACCUCCGUCUGGCAACGCCGAACUCCUCCCGGGGGCGGAGCACGGCUCGGACACUGAGGGCGAUCUGCCCUUUAACAGCCUGCAACCGUUCCGUGGCGGCCCCCAGGACCCCGCGCAGAGACUGGGCCCGGUGCACUGCCUGAGUGGCGGGGAGCAGUCGGGGUACCAGCAGGUGCCGGUGCUUCAGAACACGGGCGCGGUGCCGGGCCGGAUGAUGACGGGGGGCAGCGGGACGCCGUACGACGAGGCGGAGAUGGACGCGCUGGCCGAGAUCGAGAGGAUCGAGCGGGAGUCGGCCAUCGAGCGGGAACGCUGCUCCAAAGAGGUCCAGGACAAAGAUAAGCCACUGAAGAAGCGGAAGCAGGACUCCUACCCUCAGGAGCCUGGGGCCGGGGGAACUGCAGGGGCCACUGGGGGCCCGGGGAUGGCCGGGGGCGGCAGUGCAGGGCACAAACUGGCACCCCAGGAGGCCAGCGCCGCCAGCAACGGGGCAAAUCGCCUGGCCCUAAUGGUUAGCAUCGACCUGCAGCAGGCCGGCCGGGGGGAGGGGCAGCUGGAGCCUGUGGCCACGCCUGUUCCUGCUCUGGAGGCGCAGCGGUGGCCCGAGGAGGGGGCGGAGCCUGCGGGGGUCCUGCGCAUGCGUUCAAAGACAGACGGCGAGGUGCAGAAGGCGGACGGGCGGCCGGAGGUGAUAAAGCAGCGCGCAGACACACCGCAGAAACCUGGUCCCGACGGUCAUGCCGAGAUGCCCAGGCACAAGCAGGACGGACGGCACGAGCGGGAAAGAGACCGAGAGUCGGCCAAGGUCAGCUCUGAGCGGAGACCCGACGGGUCGAAGCACAGGCACGACGGCAAGCCUGACGGCAAGAACCGCUCUGACACCCCACGGAAAACGGACUCGGCACGUGACGGACAUCGAGAGGACCGACACCGAGACCGGGAUCGAGACAAAGAACGAGACAAAGAGAAAGAGCGUGAUGGUGACUCCUCUCGUGUCCGCCGGCCCGAGACCCCAAAGUCCUCAGACCGACACGAACGGCGGGACCGGGAGCGCGAGAAAGACAGACGGUCAAGACCGGACGGCGAAGGACGAGACCGGCAAACCCCAGAGCAGCGGCGAGAAAAGGGCGACAGCCCCCGGGUCAAACCGGAACGAGACGGCAGCCGCCCUCGCCCCGACCGGCCUGGUGCGAAAGACGGCGAGCGACGCAGCGGAGGCGGCGACUCGGGCAGAAACCGCCCGGACACCCACAAGCAGCCCGUCCCUGACACCAAACCCACCGGCGAAUUCCCACCAUUCCUGCUGGGCGGGAAGUCUGGAGCACUGAAGAACUUUGUGAUUCCCAAGCUGAAGCGGGACAAGGAAGGGAAAGUGAUCGCGGACCUUCAGAAGGCUGAGGGCUGGAGUGAGCCCCGCAUAAAGCUGGAGCGCAUCGGCCCAGACAAAGACAAAGAGAAAGAGAAAGAGAAAGACAAAGCCCCAGGCCCAGGUCCAAGCCCAGGCCCAGGCCCAGGCCCAGGCCCAAGCCCAGGCCUUGAAAAGGACCUAAAAAAGGGGGCGAAACCUGUGGUGGUGCUGCAGAAACUCUCCCUGGACGAGGUGCAGAAGAUCAUCCGCAAGAGCAAGAGCAGGCCACCCUUAGGGAAAUCCUCAAAAGCGUCUUACGAUCAGAGUGUCCUACGGGAGCUGCCGCCUCAACUGAUGGCCGAGAUCGAAUCCACCAUGCCUCUGUGCGAGCGGGUCAAGAUGAACAAGCGCAGGCGCAGCACUGUCAAUGAUAAGCCCAAGUACGCCGAGGCAAGCUCUGAAGAGGAGACCGAGGCCUUCACCGAGCCCUCGAGGAAACGGAGUAAGCGGGAACGGGAUAAGGCAUGGGAGACCGAGGAAAAAAGUGAGCCCCUGCGUGAACAGCGCGAGCGACGGGGUUCCGGCGAGCAUCGGCGCAGCCGGCAGAAGGACCGAACUCCAGAGGAGUCAGAGGAGGAGUCACCCCCGCCCAGCAUAAGUGACGUUGCCAGAAAGUUGAAGAAGAAGGAGAAGCAGAAGAAGAGGAAGGCGUACGAACCGAAGCUCACUUCAGAAGAAAUGAUGGACUCCUCCACGUUUAAGAAGUUCUCUGCCAAUGUGGACAAUAUUCUGGAAAACCUGGAAGAUGUGGAUUUCACAGCAUUAGACGACGACGAGAUCCCUCAGGAGCUCAUCCUUGGCAAACACCAGCUCAGUGAGCUGGGCAGCGAGUCAGCCAAGAUCAAGGCCAUGGGCGUCACUUUCAGGCUUCCAACUGACAAGCUCGUGAAGGUCUUGAACAUCUUGGAGAAGAACAUUCAGGAUGGAUCCAAACUCUCAACAUUGAUGAAUCACGACAAUGAUGAGGAUGAAGAGCGUCUCUGGCGUGACCUCAUCAUGGAGCGGGUCACCAAGUCAGCCGAUGCGUGCUUGACGGCGCUCAACAUCAUGACAUCAACGCGCAUGCCCAAGGCCGUUUACAUCGAGGACGUGAUCGAGCGAGUGCUGCAGUACACGAAGUUCCACCUGCAAAACACGCUCUACCCCCAGUACGACCCCGUGUACCGCGUGGAUCCACAUGGAAGUGGUUUAAUGAGCUCCAAAGCCAAGCGUGCUAAAUGUUCCAAUCACAAGCAGAGGGUCAUAGUCCUGCUCUACCACAAAGUCUGUGACAUCGUCAGCAAGAUCGCUGAGCUCCUGGAGAUCCAGCUGUUGACGGACACCACCAUUCUGCAGGUGUCCUCUAUGGGUAUCACGCCAUUCUUUGUGGAGAAUGUGAGUGAGCUGCAGCUGUUUGCCAUCAAGCUGGUGACUGCGGUGUUCUCUCGGUAUGAGAAGCACAGGCAGCUGAUCCUGGAGGAGAUCCUCACGUCGCUGGCCAGGCUGCCCACCAGCAAGAGGAGCCUGAGGAACUUCAGGCUGAACAGCAGCGACGUGGACGGGGAGCCCAUGUUCAUCCAGAUGGUGACUGCUCUGGUGCUGCAGCUCAUCCAGUGCGUGGUGCACCUGCCCUCACAGAAAGACCACGACGAUGAGUACGACAAGAAGAUGGAUCAAGAUCUCCUGAUUACAAACUCGUAUGAGACGGCGAUGAGGACUGCACAGAACUUUCUCUCUGUAUUCCUCAAAAAGUGUGGCAGUAAGCAAGGGGAGGAGGACUACCGGCCGCUUUUUGAGAACUUCGUCCAGGAUCUCCUCUCCACGGUCAACAAGCCGGAGUGGCCAGCCGCAGAGCUGCUGCUCAGCCUCCUGGGACGUCUGCUGGUGCACCAGUUCAGUAAUAAGCAGACGGAGAUGGCUCUGCGCGUGGCCUCGCUGGACUACCUGGGCACAGUGGCCGCUCGCCUGCGCAAGGAUGCCGUCACCAGCUCGAUGGACCAGAAGUCCAUCGACCGAAUUCUGCGGGAGGCCUCAGGCAGCGAUGAGACUCAGCAGCUCCAGAAGGCUCUGCUGGACUACCUGGACGAGAACUCGGAGAACGACCCCUCGUUAGUGUUCGCUCGUAAGUUCUACAUCGCGCAGUGGUUCCGUGACACCACCACAGAGUGCGAGAAGGCCAUGAAGAACCAGAAGGAGGACGACUCGGACAGCCAGCACCACGCCCGCGAGCUGGAGACCACGGGCGAGAUCAUGCAGCGCGCCGAGCUGCGCAAGAAGUUCCUGCGCGCCAUCGUCAAGAGCCUGCCCGCGCAGUUCACCCAACUCAAGAUGAACUCGGACACUGUUGACUAUCAAGACGCCUGCCUGAUCGUCAGAUAUUUGGCCUCCAUGAGGCCGUUUGCGCAGAGCUUUGAUAUUUAUUUAACACAGAUUCUGAGAGUGUUGGGGGAGAGUGCCAUCGCAGUGCGGACCAAAGCCAUGAAGUGUCUGUCGGAGGUGGUGGCAGCCGAUCCCAGCAUUCUUGCAAGGUCGGACAUGCAGCGCGGGGUGCACUGUCGUCUCAUGGACAACUCCACCAGCGUGCGCGAGGCGGCCGUGGAGCUGCUGGGGCGCUUCGUGCUGUGCCGGCCUCAGCUCACCGAGCAGUACUACGACAUGCUCAUCGAGAGGAUACUGGACACGGGCAUAAGUGUGAGGAAAAGGGUAAUUAAGAUCCUGAGAGACAUUUGCCUAGAGCAGCCCACCUUCAGCAAGAUCACGGAGAUGUGUGUGAAGAUGAUCCGCAGGGUAAACGACGAAGAGGGCAUUAAGAAACUUGUGAACGAAACAUUCCAGAAGCUCUGGUUCACGCCGACGCCGAAUAACGACAAAGAGGCCAUGACCAGGAAGAUCCUCAACAUCACUGAUGUGGUAUCAGCGUGCAAAGAUACGGGUUAUGACUGGUUCGAGCAGCUGCUUCAAAAUUUGCUGAAGGUAGAGGAGGACGCCUCCUACAAGCCGGCGCGAAAAGCGUGUGUUCAGCUGGUGGACAAUCUGGUGGAGCACAUCCUCAAGUAUGAGGAGUCUCUCGCAGACAAUGAGAAUAAGGCGGUGAACUCGAACCGUCUGGUGUCCUGCAUCACCACGCUCUACCUGUUCAGCAAGAUCCGAGCGCAGCUGAUGGUCAAGCACGCCAUGACCAUGCAGCCGUACCUGACCUCCAAGUGCAAUACUCAGAAUGACUUUGUGGUGAUCUGCAAUGUGGCCAAGAUCCUGGAGCUGGUGGUGCCUCUGAUGGAGCACCCAAGCGAGACCUUCCUGGCCACCAUUGAGGAGGACCUGAUGAAGCUCAUCAUCAAAUAUGGCAUGCUGGUGGUGCAAAGUUCAGUUAGCUGUCUUGGUGCUGUUGUGAACAGGGUCACUCACAACUACAAGUUUGUCCUGACCUGCUUCAACCGAUAUUACGGUGCAUCGAACAAGCUGAAGCUCCAGCACCAGGAGGACCCCACCAGCUCGGUGGUGACCAGCAACAAGCCUGCUCUGCUGCGCUCGCUCUUUACCGUGGGGGCCCUCUGCCGGCACUUUGACUUUGACCUUGAGGACUUCAAAGGCACGAGCAAGGUGGUGAUCAAGGACAAGGUGCUGGAGCUACUGCUGUACUUCACCAGGAUUGAGGAUGAGGAGGAGGUUCAGACCAAAGCCAUUAUGGGCUUGGGUUUCCUGUUCAUCAUGCACCCCGACCUCAUGUUCAUUCCGGACGUGAAGAACCUCUACAAUGACAUCCUGUCGGACAGCAAGAGGUCGGACAACCUGAAGAUCCAGGUGCUGAAGAAUCUGCAGACGUACCUGCAGGAGGAGGACUCGCGCAUGCAGGAGGCCGACAGGGAAUGGAAGAAGCUGUCCAAGAAGGAAGACCUGAAGGAGAUGGGGGACAUCUCGUCAGGCAUGAGCAGCUCCAUCAUGCAGCUCUACCUGAAGCAGGUGCUGGAGGCCUUCUUCCACACGCAGUCCAACGUGCGCCACUUCGCCCUCAACGUCAUCGCCCUCACUCUCAACCAGGGCCUCAUCCACCCCGUGCAGUGUGUGCCCUACUUGAUCGCCAUGGGAACGGACCCUGAGCCCAGCAUGCGGAACAAGUCGGACCAGCAGCUGGUGGAGAUCGACAAGAAAUAUACAGGAUUCAUCCAUAUGAAAGCUGUGGCGGGCUUGAAGAUGUCCUUCCAGCUGCAGCUGUCCAUCCAAGCCAAGCCAGGCUCCAUCGUGCGGGGCUUCCGCCAGGAUGAGACGCAUUCAGCCCUCUGCGCACACCUCUUCAGCAUGGUGCGGAGCAACCGGCAGCACCGCCGAGCCUUCCUCAUCUCCCUGCUCAACCUCUUCGAUGACAGCUCGAAAACGGAAGUGAACCAGCUGCUCUUCGUCGCAGACAACUUGGCAUGCUUCCCCUUUCAGAGCCAGGACGAGCCUCUCUUCAUCAUGCACCACAUAGACAUCACACUGUCUGUGUCAGGCAGCAACCUGCUACAGAGCUUUAAAGAGUCUUUACAGAAGGAGCCCAGGCAUCGAGAUAAGAAAGAGAAGAGGAGAGAGAGGGAGCGGGAGAGAGAGCGGGAGCGAGAGAGGGAGCGGAAGUAUGGCUCAGAGGAAGAGGAUGAGGGGCGGCACAGUAGUCGGAACAACUCGGACGAGGAGGAUGAAGAAGUGAAGAGGAGGCCGAAGAAGAGCAAGCGGCCCGCGGUGAACUCUGAGUCAGACUCCGAAUCGGACGCGGACGACGUGGAGAAGGUGAUGGAUCGUCUCCCUGACAACACGAUCCCGCUGCUGGACUUUGCAAACGCGUCUCAGGGCAUCCUGCUCCUGCUGGUGCUGAAGCAGCACCUGAAGAACCUUUACGGCUUCUCCGAUAGCAAAAUACAAAAGUAUUCUCCUACGGAAUCCGCCAAGGUGUACGAUAAAGCCGUGAACAGGAAGAACAACAUACACUUCAGUCCCCGGCAGACCCUGGAAUUCCUCGGCAACAACCUGUUUAAGGCGGACAUCACCUACGACCUCAAGAAGAGGAUCGUCAGGCAGUAUUUGGAUUUCAAGGUUCUGAUGGAGCAUUUGGACCCAGACGAAGAGGAUGAGGAAGGAGGAGAGGCCUCAGCCAACAUCCGAAAUAAGGCCAUCAAUAAUCUGCUGGGUGGAGCCAGCCCCAAGAACCACCCUCCCCCACCCGCAGACUCUGAAGACGAGGAGAGCGAAGGGGACGAGAAGACACCAGGGUCAUCACGGCGCUCGCGGAGUCGAGGGGGCGACUCGGCGGAGGCGAUGGGCCACAUGAACGAGACGGUGGAGGCCACGGACGUCAUCGCCAUCUGCUGCCCCAAGUACAAGGACCGGCCGCAGAUCGCGCGGGUCAUCCAGAAGACCAGCACGGGCUACAGCGUCCACUGGAUGGCCGGCUCGUACUCGGGCGUGUGGGCCGAGGCCAAGAAGCGGGACGGCCGCAAGCUGGUGCCGUGGGUGGACACCAUCAAAGAGUCGGACAUCAUCUACAAGAAGAUCGCCUUGACGAGCGCGCACAAGCUUACUAACAAAGUGGUGCAGACUUUACGGUCACUGUACUCGGCCAAGGAGGGCAGCUCCAGCUAAUCUAUCUCACACACACACACACACACGCACACUCAUACAUUACCUAUACACGCGGAAAAACACAUACGUGAACACUUCUACAGGAACUCUACGCAGCCAAACUUUAUUGGGAUCCGGCGUUUUCUAAACCCCUAUAGAGGAAAGGCGAGAGUAGUGCAGACACACAAAAGAGUUGGAGGGGGCAGGCCAGAGGAGGGAGACGGAGAGGAGAGGAAAACGUGGAAGGACAUUUUUGGUCUGUGUUGGACUGCUGGUGGAUCAAUCGGACACGGUUCAUUUAAACAGGACAAAAGAUAUUGUGCAGAAGGACAUGUUGGGAUCCAGGAUUUAAGAGGACAUAAAAGAAAUGGAGAUCUACACACAUGGAAGGAGAAUGUUUGGGAAACAAUGUGUGGGAGCUCCUUCGCUGUUGUGCAGCAAAACUCGGUUGUUUGAUUUUUACUCCCACUGUAUCAUAGUUUAACACACGAAGAAGAAAAAAAACAAAAACAAAAAUGUUUAUAUCUGACAAAAAAAAAUCUGUUUAAAAAAAAUAAACUUAAAGUGAAUGUUGGAAAUUAGUCUGUUGAUGUUCUUAAUAAAGUGUUCUUGGAGUUUAACCUCGCGGCGGAUGGAUGGAUUUCUUUAGCUUAGCGCAGUAUCCAGGGCAAUGACCUUUGACUUCUCCCCUCCCUUGUUUGGCCCUGCUGUAACGCUGGAGUCUCCAGGAAGUAAUUUAUUCUGUUUGAACCGGAGCAUGCAGUAUCUGAGGCCUACAGGAAAGGAGCGGUGUUGGUUUUCUUUUUUUUUUUCUUUUUUUCUUUUUGUAAAUGUAGAUUUUGAUGUAUUAGGUCGCCCCCCUAGAGAGAGAAAAGGGAUCCCCCUGCACUUCUGGAGGAACAAAUACUGCAAUAAAUUUUUUACUUCUCUUUGUUA